Molecule: messenger RNA, 318 nt
Organism: Meloidogyne enterolobii
Lineage: Eukaryota; Metazoa; Nematoda; Chromadorea; Rhabditida; Meloidogynidae
Source: the annotation of a GenBank genome assembly
AUGGGAAAGGAAAGACUCGAUAAUGCUGCCCCAGUUAUUCAUGCAACGAAAGUCAGACUUGUAGAUAAUCCUAAACUUUAUGAUGAAAAUAUUGAGGACCCAAUAGAUGCUCAGGAGGUGUUUGACUACAUAAAAGAUAUAAGCGAUCCUGAACAUCCAUAUACUUUAGAGCAGUUAAAUGUUGUUCAGGAAGAACUAAUUUAUGUUGGUCUCGAUCCUUUGGACCCUUAUGUUGAUGUUCGUUUUACUCCAACAAUUCCGCAUUGUUCCAUGGCUGCAUUAAUCGGCCUUGCAAUUCAUGCAAAACUUAAAAGGUAA